GGGAGGGUGGUAAGGGGCAUCUUCCUGUCGAGAGAGGUGGCUGCCGAAAGCCGAUUGCAGCACAAUUUUACCGGUCACGCUGGCAAAGACGACGCGGAAAAUGCCGUAGAUCCAGGUGGCAGGACCGGAAACACCCAAUGACGAGGUACAAACAGGCCGAAUUCGAGGACGAAGACAGCAGCAGCAUCGGCUCCGUCGCCCUAAAUAGCGAAGGCAUCAGUACAUCCGCCACACAUAUAAGAUAUCAUACGGGUACAACGAUGUGGAAGGCGAGAAGUAUUUUGGAGAGAUGCCUCCUCAUAAUUUGCGCUGUUUUGCUGCUGACGAUUGUGGUACUCGGCAUUGUUAUCAGCAGUAAAAAUGGUUGGGACGAGGCCCAGAUUCUUCACGUCGCCUCUCACGAAGAAGAAAGCACGCAUUGCCUUACGGAACAAUGCGUAACGGUGGCGGCUUCCUUAAUCAAUAGUAUAGAUUUUUCCGUCGAUCCAUGUGAUGAUUUCUAUGAAUACGCGUGCGGCGGCUGGAGAAAGAAAAAUCCCAUUCCGGAUGGGAAGAGCGUUUGGGGCACGUUCGGCAAGCUCGAGCAGGAUAAUCAACUAGUCGUCAAGAAUGUUCUCGAGAAACCGCUCAGCGAGAUGAAAUCAAAGGCUGAGAAGAAGGCCAAGUAUUAUUAUCUGUCCUGUAUGGAUGCGAAUGAGACGAUCGAGGCGCUAGGAGCGAAGCCGAUGUUGGAAUUGUUGGAAAAGAUCGGUGGCUGGAACAUCUCGGGCAAAUUCAAUAUCAGCGCGUGGUCCCUGCAAAACAGCAUGCACAUUAUGCAAAAUGUUUAUAAUAUGGGUGGUUUAUUCUCCUGGGGCGUGAAUGAGGACGAUCGAAACAGUACUAGAUACAUAAUUCAGAUCGAUCAAGGGGGUUUAACAUUACCAACUGCGGACAAUUAUCUCAACGUAACCGAGCAUGGCAAAGUCCUAACCGCCUAUUUGGACUACAUGACGAAGAUCGGCGUACUCUUAGGUGGCGAUGAGAAUUCCACGAAAAAGCAGAUGCAGGACGUAAUCGAGUUCGAGACGAGACUCGCGGAGAUUACUAUACCGCCCGAAGAUCGCAGGGAUGAGGAGAAGAUUUACAAUUCAAUGUCGUUAAAUGAAUUGCAACGUAAAGCACCUUUCAUGUCGUGGAUAGAAUUCUUCCAAAACGCCACGCGUGUCGUAAACAUGAAGAUCAACAGUAAAAUGACGAUCGUAAAUUUUGCACCAGAGUAUUUUGUAAAAUUGACAAAUAUCGUGCAGGAAUAUAACAAAACUACUACCGGAAAGAUAACACUGAAUAAUUAUCUGGUUUGGCAGACCGUGAGGUCCUUGACGGCGUUUCUCUCGAAGCCGUUUCGCGAUGCUUACAAAGGCUUGCGGAAAGCUCUGUUCGGCUCAGAAGGCCACGAGGAGCAGUGGCGUUAUUGCGUCAGCGAUGUUAAUAAUGCCAUGGGUUUCGCCAUUGGCGCAAUGUUCGUCAGAGAAGUUUUUCAUGGCAAGAGUAAACCCAUGGCGGAGGAGAUGAUCAAUCAAAUUCGCAAGGCGUUCACGAAGAACUUGAAAAAUUUAGACUGGAUGGACGCGGAGACGAGGAAAGCUGCGGAGGAGAAAGCAAACGCAAUCACCGACAUGAUCGGUUUCCCGGACUUUAUUUUGCAGCCCAGCGAACUCGACGAGCGUUACAGGGACUUGCUGAUCAAACAGUACGAAUAUUUCCAGAAUACUUUGCGCGUGAACAAAUAUAAUUUCCGUAAAAAUCUCGAGAAGCUUAAUCAAGUGGUAAAUAAGACCACUUGGAUAAUGACACCGCCGGCCGUGAAUGCUUAUUACACACCUACCAAAAAUCAGAUGGUCUUCCCCGCUGGUAUCCUUCAGAGUCCGUUCUACGACAUGAAGAAUCCCAAUAGUUUGAAUCUCGGCGGCAUAGGCGUUGUCAUGGGACACGAAUUAACACACGCCUUCGAUGAUCAAGGUCGCGAGUAUGACUUGCAUGGAAAUCUGCACCACUGGUGGAACGACGCUACGAUAGAGCGAUUUAAAAAUAGGACCGAAUGCUUCGUGGAACAAUAUAACCAGUACCAAGUACAAGGUCGAAAUAUAAAUGGCCGACAGACGCUGGGGGAGAAUAUCGCCGACAACGGGGGCCUCAAGGCAGCAUAUCACGCUUAUCUUUCGAUGCCUAAAAGCCCCAAGGAUCAACUGUCGCUACCCGGUCUCAAUCUGACGCAUCGUCAACUAUUUUUCCUGAAUUUUGCACAGAUUUGGUGCUCCUCCAUAACGUCCGAGUCGGUGAUUCUCCAAGUCGAGAAGGAUACUCACAGUCCGCCAAAGUACAGGGUGAUAGGACCACUUUCGAAUUUGCCAGAAUUUUCGGCGGAAUUUACCUGCCCUAAGGACUCAAAAAUGAACCCGGCACAUAAGUGCGAAGUGUGGUAACGUCUCCUGUUUAUUCCGGAAACAGUUCGGUUUAACUUUAUUUUCGACGUCGUCACGGUGAUAUCGUCGAGGCUUCCACGUGCGUAACGGGCGACGCGCGUCAUGGAAUAUGGGACUUACUCCGGACAUCGGACUGUGCACUUCUUAAUUCCUUCCACAUAUCACCACUUACCGUGAGGAUAGCUACUUCAAAUUUUAGCGGGUCUUUCUGUCGGCGUAUGAUUUUGUCAUAGCUUUUAAAUGUACGGUAUCGAAAAUAGUCAGGGAAAUAAAUAGUUGGCAUGCACCUUCUUUCAGCUACGCGGGAUCAUUGAUUAUUGGCUAAUUUUAUAUCGAUUCUUUUUCUUAUUAACAAUGAUUACUUUUCGAGUCUUGUUUAUUAUUUUCUUUUCUAAACUUUGGAAUUAACAAUUUGCAUUGAAUUCUCUGUCAGCAAGUCAAAACUUACACGAGUUACUUAGAUUAUGAGAAAUAUCAUACGGAUUUCUAAUGUUAUAAGUUUCACAGAUAGAAUACACUAGCGUGUUUUAGACUUAGAAGUUUAUUUUAAAAAAAUUACUUACUUUACUAGUUAGAUGGAAUUCGAUCACGGUAAUGCGCGACGCGAUAUUCUUGACGUCAAGAAAAAUAUUUUUAAAUAUGCUUAAGAGAGUGUGCUAAAUAUUUUUCUCCCAUGUUAUCCUAGAGAAUCAGAGAUUUUUUCAUUUGAUGGAAAAAUACCUUCAGAAAAAAUGACUUGGUUAAAAAGAAAAAAGAAUUAAAAAUUUCACAUAGCAACGAAUAUGCAGAAAGAAAUGUUUUUCUUUAAAUUUAACAAGAUUUUUUAAAUCCCAUUCUCUGUGUAUUCUUAAAUUUUAAAAUCGAAAUUCUUUUUCUUUCUCUUUCUUUACAAUUCUUGUCCACAUUGAAGAAAUUAAAAUACAUCGUACAUGUGGUUUCUGAUUACACAGAUUGAAUAUUUUAUUUUAUGGAAACUAAUAGUCUUCAUUUUAAUUUGAGUAUUAUAUAUUCUUAUAAGAUAUUAUGUUAUCGGCAGUGAUAGCAUAAAUAUGUUGCGAGACGUUGUUUGAUCUCACGCCUACAGGAUUGACACGGUAUAAUUCUACGUACUUUGUUACGAGUUGUAUUAUAUUAUAUUAGUAAAAUAUUGUAUAAUUGUGUAUGCAGCAGGGGUUUACAACGUUUUGUUGAUGAAGAUUGAACAGCGUAUUUGUAAAUAAUGUGUUUUCUAGAUCGAGAAGCUUAUGUCACAAGUUAAAUCUUUACUUGUUAGCGUUAAUUUUACAGUUGUAAUUAAUAGGAAAUGAAAAUUUCAGUUUAAUAACCGGCCGCAAUGGAAUCAACUAAAGUUGCAUUGCUGGAUGAAAACAAAAUCAAUAGCGGAUAUUAAUGUAAACAAUAUGGGAACUAUAAAUUUAGAUUUCUCAUGUGGAAAAAAGACCGUUGAAAUGAAAAAAUUGUGUAUACUAUAUCUUUUAAUGCAAAAUGGACUUAAAAAUAUCACUGCAAAAUUCAUGUGUUGAAAAAUUGGUAAAAAUUUGUUUUACGAAGUUACAAAUUAUUUAAAUUUUAUUUAAUUUUGCAGAAAUAAAUUUUCUCCUAUCUCCGAUUUACAAUUUGCGGACGAUAUGCAAUUUUAUUCUUUAUCCUUAGUAUAUUAUUAAAAUUGAUUAUCCUUGGUGUAUUAAAAAAAAAAUUAUAAGAAAUAAGUUUCAAAAAAAGUCAAGGAAAAUACGAUAUUUUGUUAAUGAUUUACAUAACGAUCACUACUCUUUUACACAAAAUGCGUAUCUAUAAUAAUUUAUUUUAUUCUUGUUAAUAUUCUCGCAGUCAUUGUGUUAAAAAUUCUGAUUAUUGCAGCUCGAGUGAGUUUUGCAUGUUUCAAAAGAGAUGCCAAUCAAAAUCUCACAUCUUCUUGGAAUGAAAAUAAAUAUGUAUAUGAAUUCAUGCAGCGCGUAUGAAGAACAAAGUAUUAUAAAUAGCCAAAUCUUUCAUUAUAUAUUGAAUAAGAUACACUUAUUAUCCAGGCACGUAAUUUAUUUAAAGUUUUACGAGCCCGGUAAUUACCACGACGUUCGUAUGAGCUGCGACAGAGAUGGAAAGAAGAUAUCAGUCACUAACAUGAUUACGCUUAACUUCGUUUUAAGUUGCGCCGUUAAACAUUGAAUGAAAUGCAUUAUUUUUGUUGAAAUGUUAUAAUGUUAAUCCUAGAGAAUCCUGUACACAAUCCCAUACAAUCAUUACGUACUGAAAUCACAAUCGUCAUACAUUUCUUUUUAAUGUCCUAUUUAACAAAGAAACAUGAAAUUUGAUUUGUUGGACUCUCUAAGAAAUGCAUCUUAAGACAGAAACUAAUCAAAUACAUUAAUAUAUAACAUUUUUAUGCUCAGAAGAGUGUGGUAUCCCGCAAGAUAAAGAAAUACUAAGGUCCGUUGGAUAUCUAGGAUUAAAUCUUUAGGAUAUUAGCGUUAAGCUCGUCAGAUUUAAGAAAUCGACGAUAAUGCGGAAGCAGGAAAACUCUGAGAAGUGUCGCGGUGCAUUUAAAUCUACGAUUUCUCGCCGGGACUGCCGUUCUCGCUCUCUCGCUCUCUCGCAUUCCCUUUUUUGAGAGUCAUAGUUGGCGAAGUACCACGUAAAAAGAAGCCAAAGUUUCUUUAAUUAUAAUGUAAGAUCCAUAUAGGCCUUAAAUAUAUGACGCCGAUGCAUAAUGCAUUUGUAAAUGUCCGUUGUUUAUAAUUGUGAAUAACGUCUUGUAACAAUGAGAGGAACAUCGUUUCUGCGAUUAUAAUUGUUGCGCGUUGUAUUCGAAAAUACGACCUCGCGUGCGGUUUUGCGUAACGCAGAAAGUGUAUCGGUCAAUAACGAUGUUCGCCAUGAUUAUUUUUCUGUAUUGUAUAUUAUGUACUAUGCUUAUAUACAUAUUAUUAUUAUUAUUACUAUUAAAUCAAAAUUAAAGAAACG
Monomorium pharaonis (pharaoh ant) is the source of this 5426-nucleotide messenger RNA. It is a transcript of the gene Nep3, whose product is annotated as endothelin-converting enzyme homolog. Gene Ontology annotation, biological process: protein processing. The transcript is spliced from 13 exons. The record is from RefSeq and is a predicted model, not a curated record. Gene Ontology annotation, molecular function: metalloendopeptidase activity. Gene Ontology annotation, cellular component: plasma membrane. Lineage: Eukaryota; Metazoa; Arthropoda; Insecta; Hymenoptera; Formicidae. The coding region runs from base 138 to 2465 and encodes 775 amino acids.